UCAUCAUCAUCUCCAAUUGAUAGUGUUAUAAGUUAAUCUUGAUGAUUAAUUCCUUGAUUUUGAUGUUUGAGAUUGAUGUCUCCAAUUCUCAGUGAAUUGUUCCUUUCCGGGUUUAUGAUAAAUUCCACAUAUAAGCGCAGGACCCAUCUCGUUCAAUCUUUCUCAGUUGUCUUCCUCCACUGGUUCUAUUUCAUUUCAUGAUUUCAAAUAUCCCCUACAUAAAUAUAUAUCCUUAAUUAGUCAUAUUUUGAGUUUCUGGGUCUUAAUUUACUAGUUAGCUUUUGUUUAAUAUAUAUAUAUAUAGUCCUUGUGCUUUCCUUCAUGGCCAAUUAUUAUUCCUCUAGUAGAACUAGUUCAUGUUCAGGGUCCACAUCCAAAUCUAUCUUUCAUAAUAAUAAUAAUAAGGAGCAGGAUCAUGAUCAGGUUGAUGAGCAGCAGCAGCAGAAACAACUAAUUAUAGAUGAGCAGAUGAGAAAAAGGAAAAGGAUGGUAUCGAACCGUGAAUCAGCCAGGCGUUCGCGUUUGAGAAAACAGAAGCAUGAGAAUGAUCUUACGGAUCAGGUUUGUCAGCUGAAUAAGGAGAAGAAGGUAUUAAUUACAGGAAUGAACCGCAUCACUCAAAAGUAUUUGAUAAUUGAGGCUGAAAACAGGGUACUUAGAGCCCAAAUGGUUGAGUUAAGCAACAGAUUGCAAUCUCUCAAUGAAAUUAUCAUAAGUUUUAUCAAUAAUGGGAAUAUUUACUACUCUGUUGAACCUAACCAGGAUCAUCAUUUCUUCACAGAUAAUUAUAAUCAUAUUAAUGCCAUGAUGUUGCAGUAUUAAUUAAUUAAACCUAUAGUUGUAAUAAGUGAUUGAUCAUGUGUAAUGAACAAUAUAUGCUGUUAUUAUUAAUGCAA
Molecule: messenger RNA, 896 nt
Organism: Impatiens glandulifera
Lineage: Eukaryota; Viridiplantae; Streptophyta; Magnoliopsida; Ericales; Balsaminaceae
Product: bZIP transcription factor 11-like
Exons: 1
Coding region: 322-822 (166 amino acids)
Biological process (GO): positive regulation of DNA-templated transcription
Cellular component (GO): nucleus
Molecular function (GO): transcription cis-regulatory region binding; DNA-binding transcription factor activity
Source: RefSeq, a predicted model, not a curated record